AUGAGCGCAUUGGUGACUGUGGCCACGUGCAACCUCAAUCAGUGGGCGCUAGAUUUUGAUGGUAAUUUAAAGCGUAUUCUUGAAUCAAUCCGUAUAGCCAAAGAGCGUGGAGCGCGCUACCGCGUAGGUCCCGAACUGGAGGUGUGUGGCUACGGCUGUGAGGAUCAUUUUCUUGAGCAAGACACGUUUUACCACUGCUGGCAGUCUCUCGAGACUAUUUUACGCUCGGAUGUGACUAACGACAUUCUGUGCGACAUUGGUAUGCCCGUCAUGCACAAUGGUGUACGCUACAAUUGUCGCGUCUUUUGCUUGAAUCAACGCAUCGUAUUUAUCCGUCCAAAGCUCUUUUUGGCUGACGAUGGCAAUUACCGCGAAACUCGCUGGUUUACUACAUGGAAACCUAAUUUAGACAAGUCCAAUGCACGCAGUCUUGACAGAUUUGUACUUCCUGCCAGUUUACAGAAGCUUACGGGCGUCGUGCAUGUGCCGUUUGGAUCAGGUGCUGUCUCCACGCUUGACACCUCCUGUGCGUCUGAGACGUGCGAGGAACUCUUCACACCUGACAGUCCGCAUAUCAAUCUUAGUCUUGCAGGUGUGGAAAUAUUCGGCAAUGGCUCCGGAUCACAUCAUCAGCUUCGUAAGCUGCACCAGCGCAUGGACCUCAUCCGUGGCGCCACUACAAAGAGCGGCGGUGUUUAUCUGUACGCCAACCAGCAGGGUUGCGACGGUGGACGUCUAUACUACGAUGGCUGCGCUGUGAUUGUGGUAAAUGGUCAAGUGGUUGCGCAAGGCUCGCAAUUUUCAGUCAAUGACGUCGAGGUGAUCACGGCCACUGUUGAUCUCGACGACGUGCGAUCGUAUCGUGGAUCUGUAAGCAGUCGCAGCGAACAGGCUAGUUCAUUAGACACUGUGAUACCCAAAAUCGACGUCAAUUUUAGUUUGUGUCAUGAUGAUAUGGUGAUUGCCCAACCUACAGCCCCUAUUGAAGUUCAAUACCAUAUUCCAGAGGAAGAAAUUGCGCUUGGGCCGGCUUGUUGGAUGUGGGACUACUUGCGUCGUAGUGGGGGCAGCGGUUUUUUCUUGCCCCUUUCGGGUGGAGCGGACUCAUCGUCUGUUGCAUGCAUUGUUGGCGUAAUGUGCCACCUAGUUGUAGACGCUGCCAAUGACGGGAAUGAGCAGGUUAUUAGAGAUGUCCAGCGCAUCAUUGGGACAUCUGAUAGAAUGUACCAGCGCUUGACGCCUGAGGACUUGGCCUCGCAAAUUCUCUACACGACUUACAUGGGAACAAAAAACAGCUCUGCGGCUACUAAAAAGCGUGCGGCAACACUUGCUAGCGAAAUUGGGUGCUACCACCUCAGUAUGGGUAUGGAUAUUGUGGUCGAUGCUGUUGUGAAGACCUUUUCGCUUCUUACAGGUAAGACGCCUCAAUUUCUGUCGAAAGGAGGUACAAUGCAGGAGGAUCUGGCACUUCAAAACAUCCAAGCUCGCUUACGUAUGGUAAUGGCUUACUUACUCGCUCAAUUGUUGCCAUGGGUGCGUUCAAAAUCUGGUUACCUUCUUGUGCUGAGUUCGGGUAACGUUGACGAGGCGCUACGUGGAUACAUGACCAAAUAUGAUUGCAGCAGCGGUGAUUUAAACCCGAUUGGUGCGACUUCUAAGGGCGAUUUAAAGAAACUACUACGUUGGGCAGCUGUCAAGUACCACUAUCCUUCUCUUCAGAUUAUUGAAGAAGCUCCUCCGACUGCAGAGCUACGUCCGACAGAUGAAAGAGCUGAAGAGUAUGCUAAUCAUUCUCAGUUGGACGAAGAUGAUAUGGGAAUGACGUACGAUGAGUUAGGAUUUUUCGGGCGUUUGCGCAAAAUUGACCGAUGUGGACCCUACUGGAUGUUUCAAAAGUUGAUUAACCUCUGGAGUCAUGUGACGCCUACAGAAGUAGCGGUAAAGGUUAAGCGAUUCUUUUAUUAUUACUCCGUUAACCGUCAUAAGAUGACUACGCUAACGCCGUCGUACCACGCUGAAAAUUACUCGCCGGAUGACAACCGCUUCGACCUGCGUCCGUUUCUCUACAACACCCGCUGGACUCGUCAGUUUGACUCGAUUGAUAAGCUUGUGGCGAAGUUGGAGAAAAUAAAAGAGCAGUAA
This is a messenger RNA of Plasmopara halstedii, 2142 nucleotides long. RefSeq names its product nad synthetase. Gene Ontology annotation, cellular component: cytoplasm. Lineage: Eukaryota; Oomycota; Peronosporomycetes; Peronosporales; Peronosporaceae. Gene Ontology annotation, molecular function: glutaminase activity; NAD+ synthase (glutamine-hydrolyzing) activity; ATP binding. The record is from RefSeq and is a predicted model, not a curated record. Gene Ontology annotation, biological process: NAD+ biosynthetic process. The transcript has a single exon. Bases 1 to 2142 code for a protein of 713 amino acids.